AUGCCGGGAGAGCUUACCGAGUACACGCUGGCGGAGGUGGCGCUACGCAACGGCGGUGAGGGCAAUCCGACGUGGAUUGUGAUAAGAGACAACGUGUACGAUGUAACGCACUACAUGGAGAACCACCCGGGUGGCAGUGAGCUGAUUGCCGAGUGGGCCGGCAAGGAUGGUACGAAGGAUUUUGACGGCUUUGGCCAUUCGUCCGAUGCAAUGCGGAUAUUGAAGACGUUGCAAAUAGGCGUUUUAGUUGUGAGUGAUCAUGCAAAGAAUCGCAGUAAGACCGUGGCUAGUGGUCAACCAAAGAUAGCAGAAGACUUGACGGAAGCGGAACUCCUGAAGAAGAAGCGCAGCAAACGGCGAAUGUUUAUCCUGUGCGGAUAA
Anopheles marshallii is the source of this 381-nucleotide messenger RNA. RefSeq names its product cytochrome b5-like. The coding region runs from base 1 to 381 and encodes 126 amino acids. Gene Ontology annotation, molecular function: heme binding. Gene Ontology annotation, cellular component: intracellular membrane-bounded organelle; membrane. Lineage: Eukaryota; Metazoa; Arthropoda; Insecta; Diptera; Culicidae. The transcript is spliced from 2 exons. The record is from RefSeq and is a predicted model, not a curated record.